Molecule: messenger RNA, 954 nt
Organism: Sparassis crispa
Lineage: Eukaryota; Fungi; Basidiomycota; Agaricomycetes; Polyporales; Sparassidaceae
Exons: 1
Coding region: 1-954 (317 amino acids)
Source: RefSeq, a predicted model, not a curated record
AUGUCUCAGAUGCCAUCCGCGGAGGCAAAGGUUUUGCUCCCUGAUUACCGCGAGACGUCACUUUCAGAGGAACUGACUAUAUCCAUCGUCCGUCCGCUGGGAGAUCCGCCCUCCGUAGAAACCCAAGAUGUCCAGUCGGCGGAGUCUGUAUCGUCUGAAGAGACCUUUAAAUUCCCAACAGGUCUGCAAACCGAAUCACCAAUCUCAGAAGAUCCCUCACAGAGCCUGGAGUCCUCACGAUCAUCCUUCUCCACGUCCGCCUCCGCCUCAACCUCUCUAGACACCCCAAGCGUCUCCACCGAUCUCGUCACCUCUUCAUCCUCUUCCCUCCCCAGCUCCAGUCCGAGCGUCCCCUCCAUCCUGCGCACCUCCUCAUCACUCAUCUUCCCAGUGCACGGCACAGUCGCCUUCGCCCCGCUUCCCAUGAUCGAGCCGCGCCGACGGCAGUCCACUAUUGCGCUCGGCGUCGCCGCGCGCUCGCGCAUCCUGCGGCACCGCCGCCUCCUCCGUGAGCAGGGCAUCAACCCAGACGACGUAUCCAUGCCCGCCUGGUCCGACGAGGUUCAGAUUGUUGAAGAUCCUGAGCAAGGCGCCCUUCGGCAGCGGCACCGCCAUCGGCACACGGACAUUGAGGAGGACCCGUUCGGCGCGGAGGAUGCUUUCGCGUCCAUCGGGAAGCUUGUCAAGGGUGCGGGGCGGAGCUUCUGGCGCCGCGUGGCCCUCAAGCAGCAGAAGUCGCCAGUGUCCGAAGAACAGUCGCCAGCGUCUGAAGAAAAGUUGUCAGCGUCUGAAGAAAAAUCUCCAGCGUCCGAGGAAAAAUCGCCAGUGUCCGACAGAUUAUAUCGACCCCUACAUCCACGACCCUGGCAGGUAAAGUCGUUGCUGACUGCCCCGACCACAGCGCGAGUACGACCACGAGCUCCGUCGACGCUACACACAGGCCUGCUGCGAUGA